Dioszegia hungarica is the source of this 3135-nucleotide messenger RNA. RefSeq names its product purine nucleotide binding protein. The record is from RefSeq and is a predicted model, not a curated record. The coding region runs from base 1 to 3135 and encodes 1044 amino acids. Gene Ontology annotation, biological process: DNA repair; DNA replication. Gene Ontology annotation, cellular component: nucleus; DNA replication factor C complex. The transcript has 21 exons. Gene Ontology annotation, molecular function: ATP binding; ATP hydrolysis activity; DNA clamp loader activity. NCBI's taxonomy places the organism in Eukaryota, Fungi, Basidiomycota, Tremellomycetes, Tremellales, Bulleribasidiaceae.
AUGCCAUCAGCUGAACGAUCAUCUACCUCUCCAGUCAAGAAGAGCUCAGCAGCUCCCGCGGCAGAAAAGAAGAAACCGGUCAAAAAGGAUGACAAACCAGCUGGAGCGGAUAUCAGAGGUUUCUUCUCACAACCUCCAGGAUCGUCUGCUGGAAGUACCUCCGCGAGGCCGGCUCCAGCAGCCAAGGGGACCGGGACUGGAAAGCGGCCGAUCACGAUAGAUGACAGUGACGACGAGCCGACCCUGGUUGCCUCCAAGCCGUCCGCGAAGGCUUCUUCUUCCAAGAACACUGAUGCUAAGCCCAUCAUACCUAAAAAGACGGCUGUAUCUCGUAUCAUCGACUCGGAAUCAGCCUCGCCUCCCCCGGCGAAAGCCAAAGCCAAGCCAGCUGCGGCACCGGCUAAAGCUGCGUCGAAGCCCUCGGCCAGCGCAUCAGCAUCCUCAUCGAAAGCAAAGGCGAACACGCCGGUCAAGAGGCGGAUGACUUCGGAGGACUCGGAAGAUGUGAAACCCGCCAAGAGGCAAUCGCUCGGGGCGUCCAAGGCAAAGGCGAAGAAGCCAAGCUACCAGGAGAGCUCGGACGAGGAAGAGGAGGAGGCGGAGUACAAGCCACAGAAGGCGACACCGGCGAGUAAGGCUGGAAGCAAGGGCAAGCGAGGCGCGACGCCCAUGGAGAUCGACGACGAAGACGAGGACGACUUCAUCGAAGACGACGAGCCCAAGAAGAAGGCGACAAAGGCGAAAGCUAAGCCGGCGCCCAAGAAGGCUGCCGCCAAAUCCGAUGCCCCCAAAAAGCCAGCCGUGAAGAAGGAGAAGAAGGCGGCCAAAAAGGAAGAUGGAGAGGACGACGAUAAGCCCAAAAAGCCCGCGUUUGACUGGAGAGCCGCAGCGGCAGCCAAACAGGCUGGACCGAAAAAUCCUGGCUCAAAGGACAUACCCGAGGGCAAGCCAGGCUGUUUGCAAGAUGUCGCCUUUGUUUUUACAGGCGAACUGGACAGUCUGGGUCGAGAUGAGGCGAUCGAGCUGGUCAAGCGGUGCUCUGGACGCGUGACUGGAGCUCCAUCGGGCAAGACAAAAUACAUCGUCGUUGGCGAGAACGCUGGCGCAUCCAAAUUGAAAUACAUCGAAGAAAACAAGGAAAAGGCAUUGAACGAGGAUCAAUUCCUGGAGCUCAUUCGGAGUGCCAGUGAGGGGAAGGUGAAGGCCGAGGAUACCUUCACGGACAAGGAGAUCGCAGCGGCAGCGAAGGCAAAGGUCAAUGAGGAGAAGAAGAUUCAGGCUCAGGUGAGGGAGCUCGAAGUGAGGGAGAAGGAGGCAGAGCAAUUGGCAAAGAGGAAGGCAAGGGCGAUGGCGGAUGCGGGUGUUGCGGCCAAAAAAGUGACAUCGUCCUCGUCUCAGCUCUGGACGACGAGGUAUGCGCCCCAGAACGUCAAGGAGAUAUGCGGCAACAAGACGCAGGUCGAUCGUAUUUUGGUUUGGCUGGAGGCAUGGGAGGCCAACUUCAAGUCAGGCUUCAAGAAGCCUGGCAAAGACGGUAUGGGAAUCUACCGCGCUCUUCUCAUCUCCGGACCGCCCGGUAUCGGCAAGACCACCAGCGCGCACUUGAUGGCCAAAAUGGCGGGAUAUAGCCCCAUCGAGCUGAAUGCGAGUGAUGCCAGAAGCAAGAAGCUGGUCGAAAACUCAACAAAUAUCGAUAACACCAGUCUCGACGGCUUCUUCGCCGGCAAGGGCAUCGGUUCAACGAUGGUGGCGGAUGUUCGGAUAGGCUCCAAGACUUGUCUGAUCAUGGACGAGGUGGACGGCAUGUCUGCUGGUGAUCGAGGAGGUGUCGGAGCCUUGAAUGUCCUGAUCAAGAAGACCAGAAUACCUCUCAUCCUCAUCUGUAAUGACCGGACAUUGCAAAAGAUGAAGCCACUGCAGAGCACAACGUUCAAUAUGUCCUUCAGACGACCUCAGCCGAAUGAGAUCCGAUCACGUAUCAUGUCGAUCCUCUUUAAGGAGAAGAUGAAAGUCCCGCCCAACGUCGUCGAUGAACUCAUCAAGGGCGCCAAUUCGGACAUCCGGCAGGUACUGAAUAUGCUUUCAACGUUCAAGCUGGCCAAGGCCGAAAUGAACUUUGACGAGGGCAAGCAUCUCGCCAAGGUCAACGAGAAGAAUACGAUCUUGACUCCCUUCACCAUCAUCGACAAGCUCACCGGGCCGUACUCGUUCUCCAAGACCAAUCGGGAAUCGCUCAAUGAUAAGUCGGACUUGUACUUCCAGGACUUCUCGUUCGUCCCGCUGUUCAUGCAGGAGCACUACCUCAAGACCAAUCCAUCGGCCGUGAAUGGCUACGGCGAGAAGGAGAGGGACCAGAAGCAUCUGGAGCUGGUCAGCAAAGCCGCAGACAGCAUCUCGGAUGGUGACCUUAUUGAUCGGAUGAUACAUGGGUCCGAGCAGCACUGGUCAUUGCUUCCUGUUCAUGCUAUCGCGUCUACCGUCGCGCCUGCUUUCCACGUCUUCGGGACCGGUCGGAAUACCGGUGGCGGUGGUUGGGGCGGACCAUCUUUCCCUCAGUGGCUCGGUCAGAACUCGAAGCAAGGCAAACUUGGUCGGCAACUCACCGACAUCCAAAUUCGGAUGCGACUGCGUGUUUCGGGCGGUCGGCAGGAGAUCAGGGAGCAGUACAUGCCAAUGCUGGCGAGCAAGAUCGUUCUUCCGCUGAAGGAGCGCGGAGCGGAUGCUAUCGAGGAGACCAUUGCUUACAUGGACGAGUAUUACCUUGGGAAGGAUGAUUGGGAUGCUUUCGUUGAGCUGGGGGUGGGAGAGAUGAAUGGCGAGGCGAUCAUGAAAAAGAUCGCUACUGCGACCAAGUCGGCCUUCACGAGGCAAUACAACAAGGCCGACCACCCGAUCGCUUUCCACAAGGGUGACAUGUUCGCCGCGUCCAAGAAGAAGAUCGCAGAUCAGGGACCCGCGCCGGACAACGAUGAGGUGUUUGAGGACGAAGUGGCGCCUGAGGAUGAGCCAGACGGGAAGGGAGAUAGCGAUGGGGAGAAUGAUGUGACGAAGGAUAAGCUCAUCAAGGCCGUCAAACCCAAGGGGAAGAAGGCAGAUGGGGCGGCUCCGAAGAAGGCUGCCACAAAGAAGAAGUAG